AAGUCUGGAGCACUGCACCGACGCCAGCGCCAAUUGUGAGACGAAAAGCCUUUCCUUUUUCUUCCAUCUAAGAACACAUAUUGGCUAUAUUCUACUACCUCCAGCACCAUCUCCUUGCAAGCUUGUCCUGUGCUCCUGCAAGAUAUUCAAUAUUUUCAACCAUGGCUGAGCAUCUGAAACGAUUCGACACGGACACGCCGCAAAUCAACACUGGCGACACGGCCUGGAUCCUGGUCUCUUCGGCGCUCGUGUUCAUCAUGGUACCUGGUGUCGGGUACUUCUACAGUGGCAUGGCUCGCAGCAAGAACGCCGUCAGUCUGGUCUUCCUGUGUAUGAUCGCCAUGGCUGUGGUCAGCAUCCAAUGGAUACUGCUCGGUUUCUCACUGGCGCUGUCUGACAAGUCCGGCAACAAGUUCAUUGGUGACGCGACUUACGGACUGCUGCUUGAUGUUGCUGACAGACCGCAUCCGAAUGCACCAUCCAUCCCUGCUAAUGUCUAUGCCAUCUUCCAGUGCAUGUUCGCUGCGCUGACACCGGCGCUGGCCCUCGGUGGAGCCGCCGAGCGCAUUCGCAUAUUCCCAGCAAUCGUUUUCACGUUUGUAUGGACCACUAUUGUAUACGACCCGAUUGCGUACUGGUCGUGGGCCCCCAACGGCUGGCUCUUCACCAUGGGCUCGCUGGACUAUGCUGGCGGCACUCCAGUGCAUAUUGCAUCCGGCUUUGGUGCCCUGGCCUUCUCUAUCAUUCUCGGCAAGCGCCAUGGCUUUGGCUCGGAAAAGUUUGAGCCGCACAACUACCUCAACAUCAUCCUUGGUACCUCGCUGCUGUGGUUUGGUUGGUUUGGCUUCAACGGUGGUUCUGCUGUUGCUGCCAACGGCCGUGCUGGCAUGGCUUCGAGUGUCACACAUAUUGCUGCGUGCAUGGGCGGCCUUUCCUGGUCAGUGGUCGCGUAUUUCCGCAACGGCAAAAAGUUCUCCAGCUUCCACUUCUGCUCUGGCGCUAUUGCUGGUCUGGUUGCCAUUACUCCUGCCUCAGGCUUCGUUGCUCCUUGGGCUGCGCUCGUUUUUGGUCUUGUUGCUGGUGUUUGCUGCCACUAUGCGGUUGACUUCAAGGAGAAGUUUGGAUUUGACGAUGCCCUCGAUGUGUUCGCUGUUCACGGCAUUGGCGGUAUGGUUGGAAACCUUCUGACUGGCAUCUUUGCCAGCAAGGCUGUCGCCGAGCUCAAUGGAUCCUACAUCGAUGGUGGCUGGAUUGACCACCACUGGAAGCAGCUUGCCAUCCAACUAGCAGCUAGCACCUCGGGUGCAGCUUGGUCAUUUGUGAUUACCUCCAUCAUCCUGCUGACUCUGAACCUGAUUCCCUCGCUACACCUGCGUAUUGACGAAGAGAGCGAGCUUCACGGUACAGAUGUUGCCGAGAUGGGCGAGCAUGGCUACAAGUUUGCUGGUUCACACCUGCCUCUGCGCAGCGUCAACUCGCCGUCGACCAUGGAAAGCGGUGGUGCCGCUCGCCCAGCCACCCUGGUAUCAACCGAUCAGCAAUCUGUAAAGUCGUCGAUUUCUGAGGUUGCCGAGAAGCAAGUAGAGGGCACUGCUGUCAACGCACUUUAAAUUUUAAAGCAGUGGGAGCUUCUAAGCAGGACAGCAAUACCGAAAGUGUGUUUUCUUUCCUCCCUUCUACCUCAGCGCUUGAACAUU
Messenger RNA from Linderina pennispora, 1697 nucleotides. RefSeq names its product ammonium transporter. Bases 162 to 1610 code for a protein of 482 amino acids. NCBI's taxonomy places the organism in Eukaryota, Fungi, Kickxellomycota, Kickxellomycetes, Kickxellales, Kickxellaceae. Gene Ontology annotation, cellular component: plasma membrane. The record is from RefSeq and is a predicted model, not a curated record. Gene Ontology annotation, biological process: ammonium transmembrane transport. The transcript has a single exon. Gene Ontology annotation, molecular function: ammonium channel activity.